AAUGUCUUGGUACAAAUAAUUAGGAAACUCAGUAAAGGAAUUGAGAUUCGUUUUUUGUUAAACAUGUGGAAGAUCAGAAGGCAUAAGGUAUUCAUAUAUGAUCAAAAUGUAGAAAUCUUGUAUCCAAAAACUAUUGGUAAUGGAAGGAUGCAAAUCCUUAUUUCCCAUUUGUUGUUAGAGAGUGUGAAUCUAUUGACCCAUAUAUCCUCAUUAGAUACAGUACAAUUAUAAACAAUAUAUAGAGUAUGGUGUUGAAAAGAAGGCUUUGAUAGGAAAUCUAAAUGAAUCCGAAUUAGAAUAAGUGAUUGGACAAUUAGUUGCUUAAUCCAAUAAAGUGAAUUCAACUAUAUGAUU
Molecule: messenger RNA, 354 nt
Organism: Paramecium pentaurelia
Lineage: Eukaryota; Ciliophora; Oligohymenophorea; Peniculida; Parameciidae
Source: the annotation of a GenBank genome assembly